AUGCAGGCCAAAACUCCCUCUCGCCAGCGCGCCCGCUCAGAUGUGAACCGGACUCCUCUCACUCCCUCCGUCAUAUCUGGAAUGAACAAUGUCUUUGUGUCGUCUCCAACCAAGGGAUCGUCGAAGACAUCUACGGGCAGCAAGUACACGGCGGCGACACCGGCCGAUACCACGAACCCAUUCAUCACGCGCACUACUUCCCGCCCGACCUCUCGGGCGCCUUCUCCAGUCAAACGUGCCGUGUCCGGUGGCUUUGCAGUCUCGGACUCGUUGAAGCGCCAGGCUAGCAGCGGCGUCAUUCGCAAGGGUGGCAUCGAAAGCAAGCUCGACGUCGUGAGCCAGGACUAUGUACCACAGCCUCCAACCAUCCAGGCAAAGCGAUCUCGAUCCACUCCCGCAGCACGGGAUACGCGCGAUCGGUUCAUCACAAGCCGCGAAGAGACCGAAGUGGCAGCCACGUUUGACAAGAUGUCACUCAACCCGCAAUCCGCCUCUCCUGGACACACUGCGCGUCUCGUCGCGGCUACUGGCGUUCCCAUCAACAAGCGCGUACUGGCGUACCACGAGGCGCCGCCACCUGCUGCAGACAGCACGCUUGCCAAGCAGCGCGAGUUCGCCCGGCCUUUGUAUGCCCGUCCGGGUGAAGCUGCCACAUCGAACGGGACAAGCACGAACAAGACCAGACGUAUCGCUACUCAGCCGGAACGCGUGCUCGACGCGCCCGGCAUCGUGGAUGAUUUCUACCUCAACCUACUUUCGUGGAGCGUGCAGAACGUCGUGGCAAUCGGCCUAGGCGAGCAUACGUACAUAUGGAAAGCGGAGACGGGCGAGGUCGAGCUUGUCGGCGAGGCUCCGGAGGGCAGCUAUGUUUCUAGCGUGGCGUUCAACACCGAUGGAGCAUACCUUGGCAUCGGCUGUGGCUCUGGUGAUGUUGAGCUAUGGGACGUUGAGACCGGGCAGAAGCUGCGAACGAUGGGCGGACAUCAACAUCAAGUCGCGUCGCUUAGCUGGAACAGCCACAUCCUCACUUCAGGUUGCGGAGACGGUAGCAUCUGGCAUCAUGACGUGCGCGUGGCACGGCACAAGGUGCAAGAGCUACUCGGACACUCCGGCGAAGUCUGCGGCCUGAAGUGGCGAGAAGAUGGAGAGCUCCUUGCCAGUGGCGGCAAUGAUAACGUGGUCAACAUCUGGGAUGGUCGCGUCGGUGAUGUUAACGAGGGCUCGCGCGGGUUGGCCAAGUGGACGAAGCGGAACCACACUGCAGCAGUGAAGGGUAUAGCGUGGUGCCCCUGGCAGCCUUCUUUACUUGCCACAGGCGGUGGUACUAGCGAUGCCACUGUCCAUAUCUGGAAUGUCGCGACCGGUGCACGCCUGCACUCGCUCAAGACUCCCUCGCAGAUCUCUUCCGUACAAUGGUCGCCGCAUCGGAAAGAGCUACUCACGACGCAUGGCAUUCCCACCAACUCCAUCAUGGUGCACGCGUAUCCUUCGCUGGAGUGUAUCGCUGAGAUAAGGGACGCGCACGACGCCAGGGUGCUCUUCUCCGCUGUCAGCCCGGCAGGCGAUGUCGUGUGUACGGGUGCAGGUGACGAGAACCUCAAGUUCUGGCGCAUCUGGGAGGUCCCAGCUGCCAAAAAGAAGAAGACUACGAAGGAGCCGCGCGGAGCGGGCAGCGGCAUUCUGGCCUUGCGCUGA
Molecule: messenger RNA, 1695 nt
Organism: Peniophora sp. CBMAI 1063
Lineage: Eukaryota; Fungi; Basidiomycota; Agaricomycetes; Russulales; Peniophoraceae
Source: the annotation of a GenBank genome assembly